AUGUCAAAACAAUCAGAAAGAAUAAACACUCGUCAAUAUAACACAUUUUCUCAUAGAUAUACCCAAUUAAUUAAUUUUUAUUCUCAAGAAUAUCCAUCACUUGAUAUUAUGAAAUCAAUAGAUACAAGUGAUGUUAGAAUUGAGACUCAACGAGAGAUUAUUGAUGAAGCAGCAAAAAGAUAUGAAGAAAUUCCUAGUGAACAAGUCUCAAAACUCAGAUUAGAUCAAAUAUUUAAUAACAAAAUUCCAGUUUCUUCAGAUAGAAAACCAAAUACACAAUUAACACGUCUUGAAGAACAACUCUUUAAAAAACAAAUUAUUGUUAUUAAAGAAACAAAAAAUUCAUUAAAAGAACCACUUACAUUUACAUUUUCUUCUUCAUUAAAAGAAGGAGAUAGUAUUAUGACUAUUAAAGUUUUUGAUUUAUCUAAAAAAAAUUUUGAUUGUUGGAUUGAAGUUAAAACAUCUAAUACUAUAAGUGAACUUAGAACUGUUAUUCCUUGUAUUAUUCAAAAAGGAAUUAAUGAUUCAGAUUUUAUAUUUAUUAAUGAUACAUUUUAUACUUCUCAAAAUAAUCAAGAACAAGUUAUAUAUAACUUAGUUGAAUGGAGAGAAUAUAGAAAUUUUCAAUAUUCAAGAUUUCCACCUCAUUUUAAAUGUUGUAUUGAAGAUUUUGAAUUAGGUAAAAUUGAUAUUGAAAUAGAUGAACCAUAUUUAUAUGGUCAUCUAAUGGAUUGUGAACAUAUUUUUAUAAUUUCAGAUAUUAGAAUUCCAUUACAAGAAGAUAAUAAUGGUAAAUAUCCAAGAAUUAUAUUCAGAAAACGAAAAGAACAACAAAGAUGUAAUAUUUGUGAUUCAAGAAAAGCAGAGAUUGAAGUGACAGGUGAUAGUGCAGGAAUAUCUGAUCCAUCAUAUUAUUGUAAAGAAUGUUUCUCUUUAUUACAUAAUGAUAUGGACACAGGAUUUGAAAAAAGAGAUAUUUGA
Molecule: messenger RNA, 984 nt
Organism: Entamoeba dispar SAW760
Lineage: Eukaryota; Evosea; Mastigamoebida; Endamoebidae
Exons: 1
Coding region: 1-984 (327 amino acids)
Biological process (GO): snRNA transcription by RNA polymerase III; snRNA transcription by RNA polymerase II
Cellular component (GO): snRNA-activating protein complex
Molecular function (GO): core promoter sequence-specific DNA binding; RNA polymerase II cis-regulatory region sequence-specific DNA binding; bent DNA binding
Source: RefSeq, a predicted model, not a curated record